This is a messenger RNA of Darwinula stevensoni, 1092 nucleotides long. Lineage: Eukaryota; Metazoa; Arthropoda; Ostracoda; Podocopida; Darwinulidae. The record is from the annotation of a GenBank genome assembly.
UCAAGAGUGCAGAAAGGCUUCUGCAUCAUUUGGAAGUUUGUGACCAUUCCUUGAGGGCCUGGUUUUAUUGACAAUAUGGCAUCUGACCUGAAUUGGACGAAGGCAGCAGAGGAACAAGAGAAGCUAUCAAAUAUGGUGUCAGGAGUGAGAAUUAGAGAUGGCACAUCUCAACAACCUGGAUCCUCAGCAAAUGGACUGAUCUCAAAAUCUGACAAAGAAGAUGAAUCCAUAUCUGUUGCUGAGAAUUCUCUUCUCCAGAAAAUACUUAGAACUAAGCUAAUUGAGACUUCUAGUGACUUGGAGAUCCAGAGAAAAGAUCCAAAGUCCCCUCUCUACUCUGUCAAAUCAUUUGAGGCCUUGAAUCUCCGACCAGAGCUGCUGAAGGGAGUGUAUGCAAUGGGAUUCAAUGCCCCUUCUAAAAUUCAAGAGACUGCCUUGCCAACUCUGAUGGCCAAUCCACCUCAGAACAUGAUCGCUCAAAGUCAGUCUGGGACCGGCAAAACAGCUGCUUUUGUUCUUGCCAUGCUAAGUCGAAUUGACCCUAGUCAGAAUUAUCCCCAGGCCCUCUGCCUGUCGCCAACAUAUGAACUUGCACUGCAGACAGGUGAUGUUGCCCAAAAGAUGGCCCAGUUCUGUCCUGAAAUCAGAGUCCGUUAUGCUGUCAAAGGUGAAAGAAUUUCAAGAGGAGAAAAGAUUGAUGAGCAGGUUGUAAUUGGAACCCCAGGGAAGGUCAUAGAUUGGGUCAUGAAGUUCAAAUGCUUCGACACUCAGAAGAUCAAGGUGUUCAUUCUGGACGAAGCAGAUGUGAUGAUCGCCAUGCAGGGGCACCAGGACCAGUCCGUGCGAAUCCACAAGCAGUUGCCUCAGGACUGCCAGAUGAUGCUCUUCUCGGCCACGUACGACCAGGAUGUGAUGGACUUUGCCGAGGCCAUCAUCAAGAACCCUGUGACGAUCCGUCUGCGACGAGACGAAGAGAGCCUGGAUAACAUCAAGCAGUAUUACGUGGAAUGCAGAGAUCAGGAUUCCAAGUACCAGGCCAUAGCCAACAUCUACGGAGCCCUCUCCAUUGGCCAAGCCAUAAUCUUCUGUCAU